ACUGGUGCUUUGUCAUACCAUUCGGGUUCAGCGGUAAAUACGGACGUAAGAACAGUAUUCGAUUAACGCAGCUAGCAAGCAGAUGUAGCUCGCUAAGCUAAAGGGAAUGCUAGCUUUAGUUAGUACCCGUGUGCCCUGUUGCCACGCAUUGACAUUUCUAAACAAAUCCACACAUUUGGCUGGUUGCUAGCUGUAUUUCUGCCAAGGAGCUUUUGUGGUCAUGAGAGGAGCUGAACUGGGCUAGUGUGCGCAUUGUUGCUGGUGUUUCAUCAUUACUGUGCUGUAUCGAGAGGUGGGGUGGGGAUGACCAAUGCGUCGGUUCUGAAAAAAAUAAAAAGCUUCACUGAAACACGUACAGCUGGAUGGUGACAACAUGCGCUGCGACUAGUGUGACAAUGCAAAACUCUCCUCUUUUCCAGUACCUGCAUGAUUUAGGGCACACAGACUUCGAGGCAUGUCCGACAGCAUCACAGGAAGAGGAAUGUGGUGGAGACCAGGGAGAUGCAACAUCUCACUCAGAAGAGGCAAAGAAAAAUUCAGGAGGACGCUUAUGGAGACUGGUUGAAGCCUUGUGGCGAUGCAGCCCGAUUCACCCGGCUACUACAACUCGUAAGCUGGAGCAGGAACUGGACUGUGCAUUUGGCCAGUACUCUGUGAGAUGCAUAUUGGACCAGGAUGUGCUGCUGCAGGAGGAUGUAGAGCUCAUCGAGCUGUUAGAUCCAGGCCUGCUCACACUGGGCUCUUCACCCUCUGGCUCACCCACUCGAACUAACACCCUGCCCAGACCGAGCCUCAUCGCCAGCCCCUCCCUAUGGGACAUGGCAGGGCUUGUUGGUUUGGCUGCAGUACUGCUAGGUCUGUGCUCCAUCACUGAGGGCCUGUGGUCCCUGGCUGCGGCCCCUUGGAGUCUGGCCCUUCUUGGCUGGGUGGGGCUGAAGGGGUUCAUGCUGUGGAGACAGGGCUGCAUGCAGAGAGCCGUCCACACCAGGGCCACAGAGCUCCUGGCCCUGGUCCACAACAGCAAGACUCUGACGGGCCUGUCUCGCAAAGCCCUGCGCCUCGUGCAGGAGACUGAGGUCAUUUCGAGAGGGUUCACCCUUUUGCUCGACAGGGUGUGUGCGGCCAGCUCCUUUAGCAGGGCGGGGCCAGGGGCGGUGCCACGAGGCCAGCAGCUGAUUGGACUGAGGAAGGCCUUGUACCGGUCGCUGCGCUCAGCCUUCAGAGCCUCACGUAGAGCUACCUGUCACAUGCUGAAGGCGUUCCCUCUGAACUCUGAGAUUGAUAAUGUGACCAACUAUGUAUCUGCGGUGCCUCUGAAGGAGCUGGGGCUUGGACUAGGAAUCGAACACCUGGGUGAUGAACAGGCUCAGGAGCUGACAGAUGACUACAGCCUACCUGCCCUAAAGAUGCUGUUCCAGCUGUGGGUGGGACAGAGUUCUGAAUGUUUCCGUCGACUGGCCCUUCUUCUGUCCCCACAGCAAAUAGAGGAGCCAUCGGAGAGUGGACCCAAAGUUGAUGUCUCUUCUCCUACAGCGCCGCUGCACCGAUCCAUCUCUGCGGUGACAGAGCCCCUCCACCAUGCUCUUGCCAGCUGUCUCUGUGAAGUGCAGCGCAGCUACAACUUCCACCGCCACUUUGAGACCCAGCCUAGGAUGACAGGCUCAGACAGAACAGGGCGAGCCAGAGAAAAAUGCAGAGAGCUCAACACCUUACACACCUCCAUCCGAAGCCUGCAACUUCACCUCAAGGCACUGCUCAGCGAGAUGAUCAUUCUGGAGGAUGACCUGGAGAAACUAAUGGUGUCCAAGGAACCAGCUGAGUUGACAUUCGAGGGCUACCAGGACCUCAAUGACCGGCUGCAUCAGCUCCAGCCACACAUGCAGGCCAGCACUGGCUGCUGGGAAGACACCAUCAACCAGGUGGAGCGCAUGCUCCGACGGGCCAAUGCCUGUCCUGAUAAUGCUGAGGGUCUAGAGCAGUGUACCCCUCCCGUACCAGAGUUUCCUGCUUCUCCUCCAUCUUAUCCCUUGAUCCUGGACAGAGACCCAGUGCCAGAAGAACUGGAGUGGGAGGCAUAUGUGUGUGAUUCAGACUCUGAUGCUGAAGGAAAAGAAUCUUGGUGCGAUAUGUUGUCACCGGAGGAACGUGAACGUCAGCGGCGAGAGAGAGAGGAGUCACAUCGUGUUCUGUCAGAGCUCAAAGCUGUGCUAGGCUUCCGUGCUUCAGAGGGGGAGAGGAUGAAGAGGAAGCAGCUGCUGUUUAAUGACCAAGCUGCUGCAGCACCUUCAGUUCACAGUGAUGUACCUGAUCCUGCUACCAAACUAUUAGAUGCUCUGAUGUCUGUAGGCUCUGUAGAAGCUGAAAAUGAAGAAGGAAACCACCUAUCAGAAUGCAUUACAGGAAAUGAAGGGGAGGAAAGGGAAGGAAAAGAAGGCAGGGUGACACCUGACCCCUUCACAGAGCCACUGACAGAGUUUAGCUGUGGUUUGGAGCCAGACGAAGGGGAGUUAGGAGCAACUUCAGUCUGCAGAAGAGGAGGAGGAGGGGCAUCUGAGCUGCACCAAUACGAUGGAGUGCUGGAAGAGACAGAGGGACAGAACGGUCUGGACCUCUUCCUCAAAUCCAAAGUUCCAGCUGUCUCUGUGAUGGACAGGCUGACAGAAAUGCACGGUUCAGAGGCUCUCAGCUUCAGCUCUGCCCUCGCUGCCCAGGUGGUGGCACGUUCACACUCACUGUUCAACAUGGAAGAGCAGACAUUUGGCGAUGAUGAUGAGGACGAUGAAGAGGAAGAGAGUGUCAGACGAAGCCCUGAAAAGGACUAGAACUGAAACUUUGCUGCUUUCUUGAAACACUGAACAGAGACUGUAUUUAUGUCUGAUUGUCUGGGUAUCUUUUAUCGAUGGAUCUGUGUUAGAUCUUAACUGUUUUUUGGUGUGCAGAAUUUCAAAUUGUGCCACUCAUUUCAAAUCCGUCCAUUUGACAUUACCCACAGUUGUUACUGCUCUAUUGCUGUUAAAAAACUCAGGUAUCAGAACCACUAAAACAAAAUAGGUCAUGAAGACCAGAAUGUCUACAGUUUACUUGGUGACAUCCACAUAGUGUAUAUUGCUUCCAGUCAUUAGUAGCUGUGGAAACAGAGAUUGUAGGAAACAAGUAAUUGGCAUCAUACAUAAAUGUGUAAAACCUAAAACAAAAAUGGUUUAAUUGCAGUGGUGUCACAAACAAUACAAGCUCUGUUACUGUCAUGAGGUUUUGUGCAUGAUGUGUGGAAGGUACAAAGGUGCGGUGCUGAGGGCAAUAUUCUCAAAUAUAGAGGUAAUUCACUAAAGCAAAAGAAUGAAGACGUCCAAGCUGAACUCAGCUGACCUUAUUCCUUACAGGAAGACACACAGAAGAAGCCUGAGUGAGCACCUCUGGAGAGGAGCAGGAAUGCUAUUUUUAUUUUCAACGCUUUAUUUUUGUCCAGCACUUUCUGCCAUCCAUCUCUUGGCCGAUUGGACACAAUGGGGUGGCAGAAAUGAAGACACAUAGCCAGCCAUACACUCACAAUCUUAUUAAAAGUGAAAUAGAUGGAAAACUAUACAGUUGUUUCAUAAUACUAUCUAUGGAGACUUCAAUAAUCCCAUUUGUUCAGCAUCUGUUUACAGGGGUAGAAAGGUCAGGAAGCCUUGUUUUUGCCUUGAAGCUUUAUGGUGGGAUUGUUGAAUGGUGGGAUUGUUGAACUGAGUUGCUGUGGGGUUGAAAAAUAAAAUACCUAUGUGGAUAUAGUAAUAAAGGAGUAAUGUUUGUAAAAUAAACAAAAAGAAAAAAACAUUGUUGUGAGGGCAAUCUAUGACAUGUUUGUUUCAUAUGAAGUUGCCAUAUGUCUGACAGCCCUGAUGUACACCCACCACUUCACUUUUCCAGUCUUUCUUGUCACCGUGUCUGCCUUGUCCUGACCCCCCAUCACGACUGGUCCUGCACCUCCCUCAAGGGGAGGUCUUCUGCAUUUUCCAAUGUGAAAUAAAAUACCAUUCUUGAAGUUUC
Sphaeramia orbicularis (orbiculate cardinalfish) is the source of this 4026-nucleotide messenger RNA. It is a transcript of the gene vezt, whose product is annotated as vezatin, adherens junctions transmembrane protein. Gene Ontology annotation, molecular function: myosin binding. The record is from RefSeq and is a predicted model, not a curated record. Gene Ontology annotation, biological process: cell-cell adhesion. Gene Ontology annotation, cellular component: plasma membrane. Bases 363 to 2822 code for a protein of 819 amino acids. NCBI's taxonomy places the organism in Eukaryota, Metazoa, Chordata, Actinopteri, Kurtiformes, Apogonidae. The transcript has 12 exons.